Molecule: messenger RNA, 2706 nt
Organism: Rotaria sp. Silwood2
Lineage: Eukaryota; Metazoa; Rotifera; Eurotatoria; Philodinida; Philodinidae
Source: the annotation of a GenBank genome assembly
AUGGCUGAACAACAUCGUCUAAAUGGAAAUACUGCAUUUAAAUCUAAUAAUUAUCAACAAUCAAUAGAUUUAUAUACAAAAAGCAUUAUACUUGAUAAUGCAAAUCCAAUGGCUUAUAUGAAUCGAGCGAUAGCAUAUUAUAAACUGAAUAAUUAUGAUGCAUCAAUUACGGAUUGUUCUCACGUAUUAUCAACCAAUCAACAUCAUAUCAAAGCAUUAUUUCGUCGAGCAUCAUGUUUAAUUGCUAAACAACAAUAUGAUGAAGCCAAGAGUGAUCUUGAUAUUCUUCUCACUGUAGAUCAAGACAAUAAGGAAGCAAAAGAUCUAUUGAAAACAAUUCCAACUGUUCAAAAGACAAAAGGUGUUCGUGUACCUAUUACUGAAGAUGAUGGUGAUGAUAAUGAAGAAGUUAAUACUCAACCAUCAAUUUCUGUACCAGUCAAAAUUCCAAUCUUGGAAGUCGAGGAAGAAGAAGAAGAAGAAGAAGAAGAAGAAGAAGUACAAGAACAACAUCAAACUACUUAUGAAUCGAUUCAAUCCAUGAAUAUUGAUAUUCCUCAAAGAUCAAAUUUUCAUUCACGUCCAUGCAUAGAUCCUGAAGAUGCUUCUCCGGCUUUGUCUGAUAAUCAUUUUCAACAUUGUGAUGAUACAAAUCAAUUCAAACAAAAUAUUCAUUCUCAAAAAUCAUCACUAGAUGAGAGAGCUGUUGAUGAUGAUGAUGAUGAUGAUGAUGAUGAUAUGGUACUUGGUGACGAAGCUAGUGCUGGUUUUACAGGAAAUAUGAGUGAUGAUGAUCAUACACCACACAGUUUAAAUGUUUCACCAACAAUGGAUGAUGAUGAUGAUGCACCACAAUUAAUCGAUCGUAAACCAUUACGUACACCACCAUUAACACCACCAACAAAACAAACAAUAAUUAGUAGUACAAUUACUGAAAAUAUUGUAUAUACAGUCAAUAAUACUGCUAAUCGAAAACAAGUCUCAACUAUAUCAAAUGAUGAUUUUAAUGAUUUAUAUGAUAAUAAUAAUAUGACAACAGUAUCAAGCAAAUAUCCACCACAUAAACAAUCUCCAAUGUCUUCAAGUUCAUUUGAAACUAAUGUUCAUUUUCAUGAUACAUUAUCUCAACAACGAUCAACAAUAACUAAUUCUUAUAAUGAUCAAAUUUCAAAUUCAAAUUUUUGUUCAACUAUACAAAAUUGGUUACGUGAUUCAAUGAUAUCACAAUCAAAUAAUCGUUCAUCGACAUUUCAUGAUAAACCAUGGUCAAAAUCUCCUCGACCACCGAAACUUAAUAGUCUUCAACGUGAUAUUCAAAAAUAUAAUGGAUCAAAUGAUCUUAGAAAUACCGUUGAAGCAUCGAAAAAAAUGCUUAAAAAUGGAGUACUCGAUUAUCAUGAUCAUGCAGAGCAUAUUGUUAGUACAUUAGUUAUAUGUGCUAAUUGCUAUUCAAAAGCUAAUAAUUAUGUACAUGCUAUACAAUAUGCGAGUGAAGCUUUACAAUAUAAUAAAAUAGAUACAGAUGCAUUGAUUUGUCGAGCUAGAGCAUUUGAAAAUGAAAAAUUUCUUCUUUUUAGUUACGCAGAUUAUUCACGUAUACCAUCUACUGAUUAUAGUCAUACGUUAGCACGACGUGCAUGUGAAAAAUUGUCUAUUGAAUUGAAUAAAAUAGAAGGUGAAACAUGGCAUGAAAAAUUACCAAAAGAUAAUAAUGAUGAUGAACGUUAUUUAACAUAUAUAAAAACUAAAAAUGAGUUUUCUACUAAAAAUCAAUAUGAUUGGUAUCGAGAACGUGGUAAUCAACUUUAUCUUGAUGCUUGUUUUAUUCUUGCCAUUCGAUGUUAUACAUAUUGUAUUGAACUUAAACCAGAUGUUGCAUCUUUAUAUUCAAAUCGAGCUGCAUGUUAUUUAAAAGUAUUCGAGCCACAAAAAACAAUUGAUGAUUGUGAUAAAGCACUUGCAAUAGAUCCAACUAAUGCACGUGCAUUAUAUCGUAAAGCAUGUGCAUAUAAAAUGUCUCGUAAUAAUCAAUCAUAUGAAUUAACAUUGCAAAAUUUAAUUAAAUUACAGCCAAAUAAUCAAACUGUUCUUGCUGAAUAUUAUACAUCUCGGCAUGAACAAAUACCAAGAAAAAUGAGACGACUUCGAACUAAUCCAAUAAAUACGACAACGUCGAAACCGUCAUCAUCAUCAUCAUCAUCGUCUGAUAUGGGAAAUUCGAAAUCAACAAUAGUUAUGGAAGAAAAUAAUCUUUCAUAUGAAGAACUUGAACAAAUUCGCACACAAAAAUUAAAUUCACUUUCAACAAAUGCACCAUAUCUAUUUGAACAACAAUUAAAUUCAUUAAAAUCUAAUGAUAUUAAAGGUCAAUGUUCUCUCAUUCUUCGUUUACCAACAAAAGGUUUAUUUAAAGUAACUAGUACAGCAACACCAAAAUUAGUCGAAACAAUAAUUAAUGCUUGUCGAAUAAUGGUUGAUGCUGAAAAACGUUAUCAGCAACAACAUAAAUCUACUAUAUUACAAUUUUCGUAUAUAAAAUAUUGUUUUAAUAUUCUUGUUGAAUUAACAACACUUCCACGAAUUGACUCAGCAUUAUCAAUGACCAGUCAACAUUAUCAAGCAUCACUUAAUGAUUUACUUUCAUAUUAUUCAUCUAUAUCAUCAAUAUUAAAUGAUGUUAACAAAUUGGAUCGACUACGAAAAUAA